Oncorhynchus gorbuscha (pink salmon) is the source of this 4040-nucleotide messenger RNA. RefSeq names its product ST3 beta-galactoside alpha-2,3-sialyltransferase 5 (gene st3gal5). Bases 385 to 1476 code for a protein of 363 amino acids. Gene Ontology annotation, molecular function: lactosylceramide alpha-2,3-sialyltransferase activity. The record is from RefSeq and is a predicted model, not a curated record. The transcript is spliced from 7 exons. NCBI's taxonomy places the organism in Eukaryota, Metazoa, Chordata, Actinopteri, Salmoniformes, Salmonidae.
ACAGUUACAAAGUCGCUAUAUUGGCUGUUGUAAAAUUGUAUGAAGACUCUGCUUUUUGGGGUAAAUUUACGGUUAGGCAUAAUGCUAGCAGUGUGAUUAGGCUUAUCUUUAAAAUCAGGUUUUAAGAAGAUACAUUGUAGAAAUAGACGGGGUUAGUCAUAAUUAUGACUUUGUGGCUACUCGUGACAACCACGUCCCUCCCAUGAUUAUUAACGUUACUGUUGCUGGCUACAUCAAAUAACAUAUCGUCAGAUAACGUGAACAUUCAUUAUACUGUCAAGAUGACUGCUUAUAAACGUCCGCUGAUGGGAACUGUCCCAUGAGGAACAGGCUAAUCAGCGCUAAGGACAGAGGGAGGCACAUUAACUUCCUGACAACAACAAGAUGAGGAUUUCAAAGCGUUGUGGCUCCAACAGACGUUUGUUGUUGCCCUUGCUGGUCCUUGGGUUGAUGAUCUUACUGGCAGUUGUAACCCUUAAUUGGUUUGAGACUGAAUCACAGAUGCCUUUGGCAUGGCACGUGGAUCCCAACCACCGAAAGCUUGUGCACUCUUUUGUACGGGGUGUUCUUUUGAACCAGUGCAGACCAGCCUUUGCCAGAAAGGGAGUAGAAGCAAGGCUCCAGAGCUCUAGUCAUGUGACUGAUCCUUUCCUGUGGCGGGACACACUGCUGACUCGAGAGAUGUUCAAGUACCCCCCACCAUUCGGGUUCCGUGACAUGCAUGGCAAACUGAAGGAUGUCCUCAACCUCCUCCCUGCUCAACCAGAGCAGCUGAAGAAAGAGUGCAGACGCUGUGUGGUCUUGGGAAAUGGAGGAAUCCUCCGUGGCCUUGAGCUGGGCGCCCUGCUUGACCAGUUUGAUGUUGUCAUUAGGCUCAAUAGUGGUCCUUUGAGGAACUACAGUAAAGACGUGGGGAACCGGACCUCUAUCCGGAUGAGCUACCCAGAGGGAAGCCCCAAGGUCUGGGAAGAUGUGGACCCUGAGCUGCAGUUUGUGGCGGUGGUCUACAAGGCUGUAGACUUCAAGUGGAUCAGAGCAAUGAUCAAUAGACAGAAAGUUUCCCUUUGGGACUGGCUGUUUUUCUGGCAGAAGGUGCCAGAGAAGAUUCCAGUAGACUUAUCAAAGUUCCGUUUAUUGAAUCUGGAGAUCAUCAGGCAGAUGGCGAUGGACCUGUUAGCCUACUCCUCCCCACAGAAACGCCUCUGGGGCUGGGACCAGAACGUGCCCACCAUGGGCAUCUCAGCCCUCAACCUGGCCACCUACCUAUGUGACGAGGUCAGCCUAGCAGGCUUUGGUUACAACCUCAGCCAGAAGGAGACGCCCCUGCAUUACUAUGACAAUAUACCCAUGACCGCUAUGCUGGGGCAGAACAUGCACAACGUGGACCGUGAAAGGGCUCUCCUCCGGAGCCUGGUGAGGGAAGGGACUGUAUCAGACCUCACAGGGGGCCUGCACUGCACCUUCUGCCCCAGCUGAAAGAGACUGAUCUGGGCCCGCAGUGCAGCUAGCGACACACCAACGAUCUACCUUCCACUGACUUAUCAUUCCAAUACUUUUCACCCUGGAAUUCAAAAAGUUGAUUUGAGUCUAUGGAUCUGGGUACUUGACUGCAAACUCUUCUAUGUUCUAGUGCAUGCCAGCAUAUUGAAUCUGCAUGGACUAGAUGUGCUGACAUGAUGGGGAACAGUGAAGCUGUACACUUCUCCCCUGCGCAGUUGAAAACGACAAGCCUAAAUCCUUCUAUAAGGGAAGUAUUAUCACUGCAAAACUUAAAUGUUUUUUGUAUUUAUUAAGAGAUCAUGUAUAAUUACUUAAUUAAAUCUUAGCAUAAAGUUGAUGCUAAAAAGUGUACAAACACUUAAAUAUUGUGAUUAAUAAACAGAUGUACUAACAACAGAUAAUUAACAUUACCUUUUUUAUGCUUUCGAUUUCAAGUUGAAUGUUUAGUUUGUCCACAAGAUGUCUGAAUUUUGUUGUGUUUUUACAUUUUUCUAUUGUAAUUAUUAGAUUGUUUUUAUUAUAAUAAUGUAUGUUGUCAAUGCUUGACUUGGACUAAGAUGGGAGCCGGUACUAAUUAUAUUUACAAUGGGGCAAAAAAAUAUUUAGUCAGUCACCAAUUGUGCAAGUUCUCCCACUUAAAAAGAUGAGAGCGGCCUGUAAUUUUCAUCAUAGGUACACUUCAACUAUGACAGACAAAAUGAGAGAAAAAAUCCAGAAAAUCACAUUGUAGGAUUUUUAAUGAAUUUAUUUGCAAAUUAUGGUGGAAAAUAAGUAUUUGACCUCUCACUUUGGUACAAAGAGAAGAUUCAAAUGGGAGGCAGGCCUACACACAAACUAUAAUGUAUGGGCCAUUUGCUAAAUAUUUUUUAUAAUUUAAUUAGCAGUCACCAUUUUUAUUUUAUUCCAGGCUUUAUUAAAGAAUUCCACAAACGGAAAUACACAAAGGACAGUUUCUCCUCAUGGCUCAGCCACAUAAUGCCAGGGUAUAUCUGGUGGGCUUUCUCCUCAUGGCUGAGCCACAUAAUUCCAGGGUAUAUCUGGUGGGCUUUCUCCUCAUGGCUGAGCCACAUAAUUCCAGGGUAUAUCUGGUGGGCUUUCUCCUCAUGGCUGAGCCACAUAAUUCCAGAUUAUAUCUGGUGGGCUUUCUCCUCAUGGCUGAGCCACAUAAUGCCAGGGUAUAUCUGGUGGGCUUUCUCCUCAUGGCUGAGCCACAUAAUGCCAGAUUAUAUCUGGUGGGCUUUCUCCUCAUGGCUGAGCCACAUAAUGCCAGGGUAUAUCUGGUGGGCUUUCUCCUCAUGGCUGAGCCACAUAAUUCCAGGUUAUAUCUGGUGGGCUUUCUCCUCAUGGCUGAGCCACAUAAUGCCAGGGUAUAUCUGGUGGGCUUUCUCCUCGUGGCUGAGCCACAUAAUGCCAGGGUAUAUCUGGUGGGCUUUAUUCUCAUGGCUGAGCCACAUAAUUCCAGGUUAUAUCUGGUGGGCUUUCUCAUCAUGGCUGAGCCACAUAAUGCCAGGGUAUAUCUGGUGGGCUUUCUGGAAUAAGGACACGUGCAUAAUGUGGUAGAAAGGGCCAUAGAGGAUCAUAUUAAUAGAAUUCUCUAUUUCUUUGAGGUCACAAUAGUUAAAUGGUGUUUCCUCUUCCAUUCCACCACAAUACCGACCUGUUUCAAUACACAGAGACAAUAUCCCUAAUCUUACAUAGCGAUCUCUUGCUUUUCGGGAGGUUGUACAUUAUAUUUCUUACACAGAAAUUCCCCCUUAAUGAAAGGGUUUAUGAUUUAAUCUCCUCCAAUUAUUUAUUUUCAUAUUGCAUCAUCAGUUGUGUUUUAAUAGUGUCUAUGUCUCACUUCAUUUGGUUUUCGUACAACUGUUCACAGUCAGACUGUUGGAAAAUGUCAGACAUUUCAGUUGUCCAGGCUCCCCCUAUAGAGAGAUCCCAUUGAAAAAUGCUGCUGGCUAUUCUGGCAAUUGGCAUAUCCAAAAGUCUAUUCCAAAGUCUCACCAUACACUCCUUCCAUCUCACCUCACAGGAAUCCCAGCCCAUGUCCCAGUUAUUUCCAGUAUAGGUGCAAACUUGUGGAGACCUAAAAAAAUAACGUACUGCUCUGUUAUGGACGUGUUCAUUUUUGAGAUACCUCUUAGCACCCCACACUCCUGCUGAAUGGUCCAGGACAGGACACACGCAUGUCUGAUACAGUUUGGAGUACGUAGCAUAACCAAUAUCUUUGAGUGCUUUUGUUUUUCCUAGAACUCCCCCAGGAGCUCUACUUGCUGAGUCGGCCCGGGCAGAUGUGCCGUAUAGAAAGGUCAUAUGUUCAUCAAAAUAAAGACCAAAUAUUUAGAAUGGCUAGUAACCUUGCAUUUCUUCACUAAAACACACCUGAAAAACGCUUCUCUUGGUACCCGGUUUUCUAAAAUGCAAUAUCUGUAUGUUUUUCUGAUUGAUCAUGCGUCUCCAUCUUUUGCAAUAAUUGACUGUACAUAAUACCAUUUUCUGUAGGUCUUGUUCGGUUUCUGCCAUUAAAAUAUCAUAUCUUACUCCAA